Messenger RNA from Callithrix jacchus (white-tufted-ear marmoset), 786 nucleotides. NCBI's taxonomy places the organism in Eukaryota, Metazoa, Chordata, Mammalia, Primates, Cebidae. The record is from RefSeq and is a predicted model, not a curated record.
GUCAGCCUGUGUGAAAAGACAAGAGAGCAUGCCAUGCUGUGUGAUUCAAGCCGAAUUAAGUGGCUGCGUCUGGGCAGGGCUUAAACCACUAGCUGCUUCCACUGAUAAUCCAGUCAGUAGGCAACUGCGGGGGUUCGCUGCUGAGGGAAGGUUGACUGAAGGAGGCUGUUCAAUGUUCUUUUUACCUUCACUAUGGCAAAAAUCAUUUUGAGGCACCUCAUAGAGAUUCCAGUACGUUACCAGGAGGAGUUUGAAGCUCGAGGUCUGGAAGACUGCAGGCUGGAUCAUGCUUUAUAUGCACUGCCUGGGCCAACCAUCGUGGACCUGAGGAAAACCAGGGCAGCACAGUCCUCUCCGGUGGACUCAGCGGCAGAGACACUACCCCGAGAAGGCAAAUCCCGCUUUCAGAUCCUGCUGGACGUGGUCCAGUUCCUCCCUGAAGACAUCAUCAUUCAGACCUUUGAAGGCUGGCUGCUCAUAAAAGCGCAACACGGAACCAGAAUGGACGAGCACGGUUUUAUCUCAAGAAGCUUCACCCGGCAGUACAAGCUGCCAGAUGGUGUGGAAACGAAGGAUUUGUCUGCAGUCCUCUGUCACGAUGGAAUUUUGGUGGUGGAAGUGAAGGAUCCAGUUGGGACUGAGUGACCGUAUCGGUUCCUGUUCAGACGACCCGGGGAAGAUGAUUGUUUAGCCGCUGGCACCACAAGAAUGUUUGAUAUUGCCCACAUUUGAAAUGAUUGACUAUGAUUUUUAUGAAGAUGAAAAAUACAUACACAGUUCCUGGUA